AUGUCUCGAUGGCAUGAACGCGGGUGCGCUCGGCCUGAUGUCGUGGUCUGCGAUGGCCUUCCAUGUUGUCGAUUUUGCUACGGAGUAGCAUCAAUUGAGGACCUCCAAUUCGAUACUUCUCUCAAAAUUAGAAAAGCUCCUGUCAUUGGGAAUAGCUCUACAUAUAAUCUCCAAUGGCCUGCAUGCGUCGAUUACGUCGACUCUCAACCAGAAAUCCCACCCAAUGCGUCUACUAGCUCAAGUCUUGGCUCUAACUUUUCAUUUGGAAGAAUGUCAGGCUCCGAGCGAAUACAAUCUCUCUUGAAGGGGCCAGGCGGAAGCUUUCAAAGUGUGCAGUUGAAUUUCAAUAAGGCAAGAUACGAGGCCCUAUCAUACACUUGGGCCGACCUUUCCGGAGACUCUAUCAGGCGUAGGCCAAUGUUCAUUGGACCCUACUGGGAUAUCAUCCCUAUUACUCGGAACUGCGAAAACGCUCUUCGUAGCGUUCAAUUGAUUGGCGGAGGCUCUCGGUCUAUCUGGGUCGAUUCUCUUUGCAUCAACCAGGACGACGAAGAGGAGCGGAACGCACAAGUGGCUCUUAUGCCACAGAUAUACGCUGCCGCCAUCGGAGUUUUGGCAUACCUUGGCCCAGCAGCUGAUGACAGCGAUAGAGCACUCAACGCUAUUUUCCACUCAAUAUCUCAUCGCAACUGUGGUCAUAGUGGAGAGGAAAGUGAAGUCUGCGCAGAUUGCCGGAUGCCUAUUAUAAAGCUUCUCAGCCGACCGUACUUUCGGAGGCUUACAGUGGAGGAAGUCAGCAUUGGUGUUGCGGCAUAUUUGACGCAGAGAUGUGGCCUUGGGAUGGCUGUCCUUCUUUUCGCAGGGUUCGUCAAAUCUGGAAAAAUCAAGGAAAAUGAGAAGUCAAUAUUCGAUAACGUCGUGUUGGACACGGGAUCCCUCUCGUUACAACUGUCCUCUCCCUGUGAUAUCCGCAUCAAUUCUCGGAGCGGAUUUCUAGAGGUCACAGCAAUCAGGGUUUGCGAUCUUCGCGGAUUCUUUACUGAGGACGGCAAAUUUGCGAAGUCAUUCGUUCGACCAAUCAUGAAUCUCGACACCGGCGAAAUCUCAAAAAACAUGAGAUUCAGACCUUUUAGUACCAAUGAUCACACACAACUGGAUGAACAAAAGAGACGUCUCAUAGAAGAUUUGCGUUUGACUAUUGGAAGAGAGAAUGCGAAGCCAAUGUUGCGGGCGCAAGCAGAGCCUUUCUUGAUGAAACUUGCAACAUAUAUCUGCCGUCAUCAGAGCGAUUCAAAAAACAGUCUUUGGAAGACAUGGAAGCAAUUCGAAGCCAAGUUGAAGCCUUACCUCGAGGACGAACGGGGAAUUCAGUUACUAUUACGUGGCAUAACUGAGGCGGAUCAUAUUACAAUGGCAACUUGGCAAGAUGGUACGUCGUCACAUGCCUCUGUAUCCAAGAGGUUUAUGCUGAGGUCCUCAGGGUCUCUAUUAACUCUUCUUUGGUCGUUGUUACCCAAGACAAGGCACCACAUGAAUGAAGCAUUCGGUGUGGAAAAGAUGUCGCUUCCGUACGAAGAGGUACUAAAGGGGUUUCAAGAUUGGGCCGAUACAACGAACGAGCUGUUGUUUGCUAUGGCCCAUUCGGUUGAAUACAAAUAUGAGUUCGUUUUUGGAAUUCGUUCAUCUGUGUCAGUACAAAAAGCCUGGCUGAGAGCUUUCAAGAGGUUCGAGAACAGGAUGAUGCCUCAGCCGAGUAGUAUUAUGGGAGCCAUGGAGGCUAUUGUCUAUGUCUUGAAGUUGUUCCCUCACACGGAGGAAGAACAUGAACAACUUUGCUCUUCUACACACGUGCACCAAAGGCUGCAUUCUGAAACAAACGAAAUUGUGCGGUCAUACUCUGCGAGAAACUGUCUGUGGAACUGGGAAGCGGUAGGAAGCAAUUUUGAGAAAAGAUGGAAAAUUCUGGAACGCUUGAGCCAGGACCGGUGGUUAGCAUCAUGGCGAGAUGGACCAAUCGAUAUGCUUGUGGGACUGGAGCAACAAAUGUCGAUUCGCUAUCAAAUGAACUCUUUCGGGUUCAACUUGACUCUACCUACCAAUGUUACGAUCCAGUAA
Molecule: messenger RNA, 2115 nt
Organism: Colletotrichum tamarilloi
Lineage: Eukaryota; Fungi; Ascomycota; Sordariomycetes; Glomerellales; Glomerellaceae
Product: heterokaryon incompatibility protein
Exons: 5
Coding region: 1-2115 (704 amino acids)
Source: RefSeq, a predicted model, not a curated record